Schistosoma mattheei is the source of this 1837-nucleotide messenger RNA. The record is from the annotation of a GenBank genome assembly. Lineage: Eukaryota; Metazoa; Platyhelminthes; Trematoda; Strigeidida; Schistosomatidae.
AGAUACGUCAGGGUACAAGGAGACUCACGUGGCGGUAAAGCUUCGUGAUUAGACAGGAGUCACGCGUUGCUGAACAAUCAACGCAGUUGCCACCGUAAACUCAGUUGAAAAUGUCAAGUAUAUAAAAAUCUCAGAGUGAUGGUGCAAGUACAGGAUAGAGAAACUGGUUUAUCGAAAAAUGAGUACCUUCUUGCUGGCUCUGUCAGUGGUUUUGUUGCUAGGGCAGUUGUACAACCUUUGGACGUAAUUAAAAUACGUUUUCAGCUACAAAUGGAACCAAUCGAAGUUUCCAGAACGAGCAAGUAUCAAGGUCUUAUGCAAGCUGUCAGGUGCAUAAGCAAGGAAGAGGGUGCCAUUGCUUUUUGGAAAGGUCAUGUUCCUGCUCAAAUGCAGUCGGUUACGUUCACUAGUGUUCAGUUUCUUACUUUUGAAGUGAUUCUUUCGUGGCUGCGUGAAGUCAACAGUCUCCUUAUUUCAGAUAACAAAAUAUUUGGCUUACCUAUUACCUACAAACCUAUUGGUAACUUUCUGUGCGGAUGUGGAGCGGGCUCUUUAGCAGCAGUAGUUACUCAACCAUUAGACGUCCUACGCACACGUUUCAUUGCUCAAGGUGAGCCGAAAACUUACGGGAGCAUGUCACAUGCAGCUGUUUCCAUCAUAACUCGUGAAGGUGCUCAAGGGUUUUUCCGUGGGCUUGUACCAUCUCUUCUUCUUAUAGCACCACAAACAGGGAUUCAAUUUGCCAUUUAUCAUUCAUUAAACCAAAUGAUUAAUCAAGGAAAGUAUUAUUUACAUCCCAAUCUCAUUGAUAAAUCACCACAAUUCCAUAGUGGUAACCGUCCAGUUGGUCCUGUUCAAAGUUUGAUCUCUGGUGGACUUGCAGGGAUUGGAUCCAAAUGUGUAAUAUAUCCACUUGAUAUGGUGAAAAAACGUAUGCAAGUUCGGGUAAGGUUUUGUAUUUAAUUUUUGGUACCAAUAUUUCCAAAUAUUAAUGUUGUUGUUGUUGAAUUGGUCCAAUCUCACUUCAUAAAGUAAAGUUGUAUUCAUAUAGUUUCAUCCAUCAAAUGUAUCUAGGUUAUUUAUAGAGCGAAAAUAAACAAAGCUCAUUUGGAAAGUUAUAAUUUGGUGUAACGGUAUUGCGAAGCUUACAUUUAGGUUCAAUGUGCACUUGAUUAUAUCAAAUAUUCUUCAUGAGGCAAUUAUUUUCGUCACGAAAAGUCAUAUUAUUUACAUUGCUCUAAUCAUUAUAAGUAAAGGUUUCUUUGGUUAUUCAUGAUAGCUUUUUAAUAAUUUAUCACGCUUUCGCUUACAAACGAAGGUUUAAUGAAUUCAUCUAUUUAGUUUUCUUGGCGUGCAACAUUUCCAUUAUCAUGUUUUAUUCUACUUCACUGAAUGUCCACUUUAUACCAUAAGAAAAUAUAUCCGUUUAGAUGUCGAAUUAUUUACACACCUCUGUAAGCACCUCAUACUCCAACCUCUUCCAGGUUGUCAGAUUCACUAGAAUAAUUUCUGAACUCUUAUAACGCUCCGUUUCUCUGUCUACUUGGAUGGAACGUUAAUUUACCUUAGACGAAUAUCUACACUAGAUAGCCUUCUAGUAUCUGUAUUACAGGACUUCAAAACAAUUCAGAUCAAUAACAUGUGACUAGCCAGACUAGAAAGUAAGUUAAUGUUUCUUUGAUACCUUUCCAGUUGUUCUCCAUAGUAGUUCUUUCUUCCUUCGGUAGAUCUUGUAAGGCAUGGAACCUGCUGUUGAGAGCUAUCAUGAAUCCUGACCGUUGUCGAUACCUUGACGUGGUGGUCGGGCUUACCCAUCGUGAUGAAGCAACCGAGCUAU